This is a messenger RNA of Populus euphratica (Euphrates poplar), 1627 nucleotides long. Its product is annotated as mRNA capping enzyme family protein. The transcript is spliced from 13 exons. The coding region runs from base 157 to 1266 and encodes 369 amino acids. Gene Ontology annotation, molecular function: mRNA 5'-cap (guanine-N7-)-methyltransferase activity. NCBI's taxonomy places the organism in Eukaryota, Viridiplantae, Streptophyta, Magnoliopsida, Malpighiales, Salicaceae. Gene Ontology annotation, cellular component: nucleus. Gene Ontology annotation, biological process: 7-methylguanosine mRNA capping. The record is from RefSeq and is a predicted model, not a curated record.
GGUCUCUAUUUUUAAUCUCUUUUAGAAAGAAAGCAACUCCAUUAGUAUAAACACCACUAAAUCCUCUCUCCUCCUUCAUUAAUUCUCUCUUUUUAGAACCCUAAAAAAUUUUAUUUGUACAACCUUCAAUAACUACUAACGAUUCAAUAAUUUGCCAUGAAACGAGGAUACCCAACUUCACCAUCCAACUCUUCUGCUUCUGGCCCACCGAAAUCCAGAUUGAAACACACCCCUGAAGGUGAGGCGGAUUUUUCUAAUGAUUUUGUUCAGAGAGUGGCUGACCAUUAUAGUGCCAGGACGAAUCAGACUCUGGAAGAACGAGAAGCGAGCCCAAUUAUCCAUUUAAAGAAACUUAACAAUUGGAUAAAAAGUGUCUUAGUUCAACAAUAUACUGCUAAAGGAGAUGCUGUUCUUGAUCUUGCUUGCGGGAAGGGUGGUGAUCUCAUCAAAUGGGAUAAAGCAAAGGCUGGAUAUUAUGUUGGCAUUGACAUAGCUGAAGGCUCGAUGGAAGAUUGCCGGACGCGUUACAAUGGUGAUGCAGACCACCAUCAACGUCGCAAAAAGUUCACUUUCCCUGCCCGCCUUAUAUGCGGGGAUUGUUUUGAGCUUCAGUUGGAUGAAGUCCUGGUGGAUGAUGCUCCUUUUGAUAUUGUCAGUUGUCAGUUUGCCUUGCACUAUUCAUGGUCAACAGAGGCACGUGCACGGAGAGCAUUGGCCAAUAUAUCAGCCAUACUUAGGCCUGGAGGAACCUUCAUUGGAACAAUGCCAGAUGCCAAUGUUAUCAUAAAAAAACUUAGAGAAGCUGAAGGACUGGCCUUUGGUAAUAGUGUGUACUGGGUAAGAUUUGAUGAAGAGUUUUCUCAGAAGAAAUUCAGAUCUUCUAGCCCAUUUGGUAUCAAGUACUACUUCCAUUUAGAGGAUGCUGUUGAUUGUCCUGAAUGGAUUGUGCCCUUCCAUGUCUUCAAAGCUUUGGCAGAAGAGUAUGACUUUGAGCUGAUUUUUGCUAAGAAUAAUCAUGAGUUCGUGCAUGAGAAUAUGAAGAAACCAGAAAAUGUUGAGUUAAUGCGAAGACUCGGUGCUUUGGGUGAUGGGAACCAAGACCUUAGCACGCUUUCACCAGAUGAAUGGGAAGUAGCUUAUCUAUACUUGGCCUUUGUCUUGAAAAAGCGAGGUCAACCAGAUCGGACACCAGUCAAAAGUAAAAGAGACAAAGGAAAGAUGCAUCUGGAAAAGGAGGACAUUUUGUACAUUAGUAGCGAGGUAUAAUCAGAGAACCAUGCAGAAUGGUUGCGCUUCAAUGGGUGAUUCCCCCCCGCCCUGAAAAUGACGAUGGCCAUCUGCCUGUGCUUGUUUCACGAGCUUCCAGUGUAUUCAUGUAACCUGCACAAUUUUGUAGAUUGAAAUAAGACAUUUCAAGUGCCAAUUUUAUGGUUCUUGAUCUCUGCAUUCUAAGGACGAUGAAAUAUAAAUAGUCGAGCCAGGUAAAAUAUACUGAUGGCACCAAAGUGGUGCAUUGAUAGCAUAAAUACCUUGACGAUAACUCCAUGAAUUGAAGUGGAAUUAUAUUGAGACACAGCAACUCAAUUGUUCAAGAAAUAUAAAUAAGAGUAGGAUAUAUUCUUGUCAA